Neogale vison (American mink) is the source of this 1265-nucleotide messenger RNA. It is a transcript of the gene TAX1BP3, whose product is annotated as Tax1 binding protein 3. Lineage: Eukaryota; Metazoa; Chordata; Mammalia; Carnivora; Mustelidae. Gene Ontology annotation, biological process: neurotransmitter receptor transport postsynaptic membrane to endosome; neurotransmitter receptor transport, endosome to postsynaptic membrane. The transcript is spliced from 4 exons. Gene Ontology annotation, molecular function: protein binding. Gene Ontology annotation, cellular component: postsynaptic density; postsynaptic membrane; adherens junction. The record is from RefSeq and is a predicted model, not a curated record. Bases 108 to 482 code for a protein of 124 amino acids.
GGGGCGGCCCGAAUCGGGGUGCCUUUGUUAACCGGGGAGGGCGCGGCUGCCGGGAUUUUCGCUGCGGGCUUCACUGAGUUGGGCUUGGUCUCCAGAUUGGGGUCGAGAUGUCCUACGUCCCGGGCCAGCCGGUCACCGCCGUGGUGCAAAGAGUUGAAAUUCACAAGCUGCGUCAAGGUGAGAACUUAAUACUGGGCUUCAGCAUUGGAGGUGGAAUUGACCAGGAUCCCUCCCAAAAUCCGUUCUCAGAAGACAAGACAGACAAGGGCAUUUACGUCACACGAGUAUCUGAAGGAGGCCCUGCUGAAAUUGCUGGGCUGCAGAUUGGAGAUAAGAUUAUGCAGGUGAAUGGCUGGGACAUGACCAUGGUCACGCACGACCAAGCCCGGAAGCGGCUCACCAAGCGCUCGGAGGAGGUGGUGCGCCUGCUGGUGACACGGCAGUCACUGCAGAAGGCAGUGCAGCAGUCCAUGCUGUCCUAGCAGCCUGCCGUGGUCCCGGACUCGGGCCUGCCUGCCUACAGUGACCAUGUCCACGCUCUGUCAGCACCUCAUCCUGGCUUCUGCUAAGUACUGGCCCCUGGCUUGGAAGGGCCAGAGCUGGUCCCAGAGGCCUGUCCCUGGGACCUGACCCAGCCUUCUUUCCCCACCUCCCACCACUGGCCCCAGGCUCUGGGACCAGCUCUCAUCCUCAGAACUAUCAGGCUUUUGGCCUCCCCAGACCCUGGGGCUGUCUGGCCUUAGCAGUGCCCAGAUGGGCAGGAGGCUGGGGAAUGCUGGGUGGGGCCAGCCUUUCCCACACUGAGCCCUGGCUCCAGGGCUUGACCUUGCCCUGAAGUCUCAGCUCUGCAAUGACUAUACCCCAUGUUUUUUUCCUGCUUUCCCCAGCAGGGACUUGACACACAGCCAGAGACACUACAGAAGUUCAUCUGAACGGAAGCCAGGCAGGCUCACAGUUUACCCCAUGGCUUCCCCAGGGUUCACCUGCUUCAAAGAUUUAGAUGAAGUCCAAGGCUGACAUUUCAGGGCAGUUCUCAGGACUGCCAGUUCUUUCUAUACCUGUGGGUUUAACUUUAUAUUUUUUUAAUCACAACUUUGAUACAGAAGCAUUUUUACCUUACUAUUUGGAGAUGCCAAUUCUACUUUUGAAUUUAGCUUACUAAAUCACAUAUGGGAACAGCGUUGCUUUGGUUCCUGUGGAAAUGGGGUAGUAUGAAAUUGCCCCUGCCUGACAUCUUGGGCCCAAAUAAACAGUGCUGGAAUUUA